Onthophagus taurus is the source of this 986-nucleotide messenger RNA. It is a transcript of the gene Rsph9, whose product is annotated as Radial spoke head protein 9. Gene Ontology annotation, biological process: cilium movement involved in cell motility; axoneme assembly; motile cilium assembly. The record is from RefSeq and is a predicted model, not a curated record. Gene Ontology annotation, cellular component: axoneme. Lineage: Eukaryota; Metazoa; Arthropoda; Insecta; Coleoptera; Scarabaeidae.
ACUCUUUUAUUUAUCAUAAACUUGUCACUCAAAAAAAUCUUAUCCUUCUUUUCCAAAGAAGUUCAAAAAGACUGCAAAAGAAAAGGAGUACAUGGAUUUAGAUUCCCUUUUAGAUACAUUAGAAACAACCGGACAUAGCGGGCAAGUUUUGAGCACCGAAGAAGGAAUAAUACUCUACAAUUCCUUGUUACUACUUCAAAAUGAAAAUCAUUUUCGGAAAAUUUACUUUUGGGGUCGAAUUUUUGGUGUGGAAAAAGAUUAUUUCUUGGCUUUCGGUUAUGUAAAAGAUGCGUUACUGGGUAAAAUAUUUUAUUAUAGCACGAAUUGUAUUGAUUGGGGACUAUUGCCUCAUCCAACAGAACAAGGAAAACUUUUAACACCACUUUGUGUAACGAAAUUUCACGGAGAUCCAGCUCUAGUAGUUGAUAUUCUUAUCGAAAAAGAUGAAACGUCUUUGGGACAUGUUUUCCAUGCACCACAAAUACGGAAGUUAAAAGAAGAAGAUAGACUAUCAUGUACUGUUUAUUAUAUAAACGAAGAAGCCAUAAUCGUACCAAGAGGUGCUUUAUUUAAACGGCCCGAUGGUGUAAACGUUGAAAAUCUGAGCUUCGAAGGACUCGAAAGAUUGGAAGCUCAAGAAAUCGCAUCGUUUUUACAUUAUAGAAUUCCGCGUGAAAAAUGGAAUACAAAUUUAUUGACUAGGAGCGAUUAUAAUUACGCGAUGGAUUUUUUAGAUCCCAUCGAUAUGGAUAUUCCGGGUGGUUGUUGGAUGAUUCAGGUCACUGCGGGUGGAAUAAUGCAAGUUUUACAAUCGAUGUAUUGGCCUGGAUUUGUUUUUUUCCAUAAAAUCGGAACCACUAAAUAUGGAUACGCUUAUUUUGGACAUGGAAAAAAAGUUAUAGAUGUACCUUUUAUGAUUCCACCUAUUUAAUCGUUUAUUUAUUAUUUAAAAUAAAAGUGUUGAAGGAAAUAAAUUUAAAACUAAA